Spodoptera litura is the source of this 3167-nucleotide messenger RNA. It is a transcript of the gene Nrk, whose product is annotated as Neurospecific receptor kinase. Gene Ontology annotation, cellular component: plasma membrane; signaling receptor complex. Lineage: Eukaryota; Metazoa; Arthropoda; Insecta; Lepidoptera; Noctuidae. The record is from RefSeq and is a predicted model, not a curated record. Gene Ontology annotation, biological process: multicellular organism development; protein phosphorylation; positive regulation of kinase activity. Gene Ontology annotation, molecular function: ATP binding; Wnt-protein binding; transmembrane receptor protein tyrosine kinase activity.
UCAGAUUGCUCAUCAUUGUUCUAUUCUGUUCAUUCAUUCACUUUGCUACUUCUUUUGCUUCUUGCUUUGCGAAGCUAAAAUCAAUACAUAAUAAAAUAACUACGUCCGCCAUUGUACAAGUGUUUUAUCAUGUUGUAUUUAGCGUAACAGUAAAAUGCAAGGAACCGAUGCCACAUACAACGACUCUAUAUCUCCCAUAAAAUAAAACAAUGAACAUUUACUAUAAUUUAUUUAUUGUGCUUCUUCUUAUAAAUUCUGUGCAUCUUUACUGUGGACCAUACAAUGGACAAAUAUGUAAGAAAUAUUCAACGGGGUACGUAUGGUAUAACCAUACAGGAGGUUUUGACAAUGAGAAAAUCACAACGGGAUUAUGGAAAGAAAUGAUAUCGAAACUAAAGGAACCCUGUCGAAGUAGGGCUGAGAAACUUCUGUGUGCCUAUGCAUUUCCCAAAUGCAUAGAUAAAGAUGGAGUUGGUUAUUUUGCCUUGCCACUUUGUUUAGAAGAUUGUAUGGCAGUUAAAAUGCAGUUUUGUUACAAUGAUUGGAUAGUUAUUGAAGAACAAAAGCGACGGGGUGUUUUCUUUGAAAAUAGAGGACAUUUUCGGUUUCCAGAAUGUGAAAGUCUACCCAAAUUUACUGGAAAAGGACUGCAAGUAUCAUGUAACAAUGUUGGUAUUACAAAUAUGGAUUACAGUCAAGUUACAACAACAUGUUACAGAGACAAUGGACGGUAUUACCAGGGCACUAUGAAUGUUACAGAAUCUGGAUUAGCCUGCCAAGCAUGGGAGUCACAGUCCCCUCACCAACAUACUAGACCACCCUUAGUAUUUCCAGAAGUUCAGAAUGCCACCAAUUAUUGCAGGAAUGCAGGAGGAGAGGAAAGUAAGCCUUGGUGCUACACAAUGGACCCCAAUGUGCGAUGGCAACAUUGUGAUAUUCCAUCAUGUGCCAACACUAGUGAUGAAUUUGACAAUAGAAAUGGACCAAAUAAUAUUGUUAUGGAGAACUACUUUACACCUACAUUUGUACUGUUGCUCUCAAUUGGUGGCCUUGGAUGUGUCUUGGCAAUAGCUUCAAUAGCUUUAUUAUGCCAUUAUUUUGUUAAAAACCAUUACUCCAAAUGUAAUAUAUCAAGCCGUAGAAACAUGCCUAAUAUGGACAUAGAUCUGGAUAAAUUACCCAGUAAUUUAGCUUACCAUACAACUGGUGCACAAUUGAAUCCUAAGCUUGAGAAAUUGGAGUUUCCAAGAAAUAAUAUUAUAUACAUCAGAGAUCUAGGACAAGGUGCUUUUGGUAGAGUAUUUCAAGCCAAAGCCCCUGGACUAAUACCUGAGGAAGAAUUCACAUUGGUUGCUGUAAAAAUGCUCAAAGAUGAGGCUUCCCAUGACUUGAAACUAGACUUUGAAAGAGAAGCUUGUCUGUUAGCUGACUUUGACCAUCCAAAUAUUGUAAAACUACUUGGUGUAUGUGCUAUUGGAAGACCAAUGUGUUUAUUGUUUGAAUUUAUGGGGAAGGGGGAUUUAAAUGAAUAUUUGAGAGCUUGCAGUACAGCUACCAAUUUCCCACCUUCUGUUGAAAACAGAGAGGAUUUGAGAUUGCUUGCAACUCCUCUAAGCCAUUUAGACCUCUUACAUGUUGCUAGACAGAUAGCUUCUGGUAUGGUUUAUUUAUCAGAUAGAAAAUUUGUUCAUCGAGAUUUAGCCACUAGAAAUUGCCUUAUCAAUGAUGAUAUGGUAGUAAAAAUAGCAGAUUUUGGAUUAUCACAUAAAAUAUACUUACAAGACUACUACAAGGGUGAUGAACAUGAUGCCAUCCCUGUGAGAUGGAUGCCUUUAGAGAGUAUACUGUACAAUAAGUAUACAUUAGAGUCAGAUGUGUGGGCAUAUGGGGUUUGUCUUUGGGAAAUAUUUUCAUUUGCUCUUCAGCCAUAUUUUGGCAUGACACAUGAGGAAGUAGUAAGAUUUCUUAAGGAUGGCAAUGUUCUAGCAUGUCCAGACAAUACACCAAGGUGUGUGUAUGAUUUGAUGAAACAGUGUUGGAAUCACAGUCCAAGUGAUCGUCCCAACUUUAGAAUCAUCUACCAAACACUGGACAGUAUUCAAAUGAUUUUGGAAAGAACUCAUCCAGAAUAAUUAAAGUGUAUAUUGAUUGAAUAGGUGUAGACAUUACAUUUUGUACUAAUUUUAAGACUUAAUUUACUUAUUUAUUAUUUUGAAUUUAUCAACAGUGUUAUUAUUUAAUUGGAGAAAAGUGUAGCAACUUGAACAAUAUUUAAACUCAAUUUAUGUCAAAUAUGGUUUAUGAAAUAUUUUCUUGCCCUUCAAAAGUUCAUAAUUAAGUGAUUUAAUUUCAGAUAAGCAAUUGAAUUUAUUGGUCAAUUUGGAAAAACAAUUAUUUUAUAAGCAGCUUACACAUGUUCAUACUUAGUGUCAAACCAUUUAAUAUUUUGUUCCCAAUUCCACAUUAAAUCCAAGACUGAUUUUUGUUAGUACUUUGGUAUCCUAAUUUAAAGUAGGCUAGACUUUGUCUCUUGUAAAUGUUUUAUUUAGAAAUAAAGUUGAAGCAUUUGUAAGUUAUGUAGUAAUAGUAUUUAAGUUUGCCAAUUAAUUAUUGUAAUUUUCAAUCAUUGUAAGAGACCUUAUAUUGUUUAUGUAUUUUUAAACUUGGAUACUGCCUGUUUCACAAACUUAAAUUUAUCUUUUUAUGAGUUGUUGAGUAUAAGAUUUACAUGCUUUACACAAAGCAGUUCUGAUAUAGUCUGAAUUACAUAUACAUUAUGUAUAGUGUUCAUGUUAAAUGUCUUGCCCAGAUUGAAAAAAUUGACUUGCCGUUUUAUGGAAUUUUCAAGUGUUAACUAAAAUUGGAAUUGUAUUCAGCUAUGAUUUUAAAUAAAAUUAGGAUAAUUAAGCAACAAAAUUGGACUGAAUGUCUCCCUAGUGAUCGAUAACAAUAUGUGUUUAAAGUGAUAUGUCCAAAGUAAACAAAGUGUACAUACUGCCAAACAAUGUAAAAGUUCUAUAUAUACAUACAAAGAGUGAAUGUAAUAUUUUUCGUAACGCUGACAGUUAAUAUAUAGGCAUCUUUAAUUUUUAGAAUACUUUUAUUUAUGUAUGUAUCUAUUGAUUACAGUUUUACGAUGUAAUAUUAUUUUGUCAAUAACAGUAAUU